UGGCGUGCGUGUGUUGUUUUGCAAUUUUCCAGUGAUUUCGUGUCUCAUGAUUUUCGGGCUUUUCACGGGCUCUUCCCGCAUUCCUCACCAUGUCGGACAGUAGAAGCAAGGCUGAGAAGCUCGCCGAUGGGAAAAAGAAGCUCAAGAAGUUCCAGUCGAAGCAGAAGAAGCCAAAAACUGAGGACAUCGAGGGAUGUAUUGAGCAAGCGCCCGCAUCAGAGAAUGGAUCUGAGGACAGAGCUUCCCUGCCGGAGGUCGCGGCGGUUGCGGUGGAGGAAUUUGUGGUCGAGAAGGCGGUCGAGACGAUUCCUCUGCCUCCUCUGGCCAGACCGGAACAGCGAAAGACACCGCCUCACAGGGAGAGUCUGAAGGAUGAGCUGUUCUCCCUGCUGGACGGCGAGAAGGUGCGCAUCAUGCAGCUGGAGGGCAUUGUGAGAGAGCAAAUGAUAGUCAUUGAGUCGAUGAAGAAGGAGCUUCAGGACUUAAGAGCGUCUUCCGGACCCUCGGUGGAGGAGUUGACACAGCUCAGGGAUCAACUGCACUCCCACAUGCAGGCGCUGAACCUUCUGGUGAGUGAGAAGGCGGACUUGGUGAGCAGCUUGACCACCUAUCAGAACCUUGUGCGUGAGAGAGAUCAGGAAAUCGAGGAGUUGCAGGCGAAAUUGAGCGCCUCUCGUCAUCAAGUGCAGGACUUCAAGGUGGAAUCGUCACAUCUACGCGAGGCGCUGGCCAGAUUUGAGCACUCGCAGCAGAAUCUGUGCUCGGAGAACGAAACCGCGAGGGAGAAGAUGCAACAUCUUGCGGAGAAGUGUGACGAUCUGGCCGAGGAGGCGUCUCAGGCCGCCCAGAAGCUGAAUCUGAAGACCAGGGAGUAUGCAGAUUUGGUGGAGAUGCUGAAGGUGCGCGAUUCCGAGCUGGCUCUGGCGCAGCUACGCGUGGAGCAGCUGUCGGCGGGCGACACGGGAGCGGCGGACGCCAAGAUCGACGGCAUGGCGAAGCAGAGGAUGAUGCUGGAGCAGCAGGUGGGCGAAUUGUUGACACAAGUGGAGAAGAUAUCGACAGAUCGUGAUCAGGCGGCCACGCAAUAUCAGAACUACGUGACGCAACUCAACCGGGAGAGUGCGAAGCUGGUGCAGAAGCUGCAGGAGACGAGCCAGGAGAGGGAUCAGCUGUCCCGAAGGGAGGCGGAGUUGGUGAAGCACGUGGGUGAGCUCGAGAGGCAACUUCAAGCGCAAAUUGCGCAGCCACAGGCUCACAAUACUGCCCAAGAGAUCGCUCAAGGUGCUGAAAGUGAGAAGAAGUUGAGGCAAUUGGAGGAGGAUUUGCAGAGGAUUCAGCAAGAAGGGGAACAUCUCAAGGUCGUUUUGGAGAGCGCUGAGGAGGGAAAAGCCAAGGCUGAAGCGGCGCUGAAGGCAAAGCUGACCACAAUCUCUGAACUAGAGAUGAAGGUUGAGCGACUGGAGGUGUCAUUCGUGGAUCCGUCCACUCUCAGCGCCACGUUGGAGAGUGAGAAAGUGGCGGCAGCACGAGCUGUGUCCCAGAAUAUGGAGCUGAAGUCGCAGCUGGAGGAGAUGCAGACAGCUUACGUGCAGAUGACGCACGACAAAGCGUCGCUGAUGGAUCAGCUGCAGUCUGAACAGCAUCUGGGCCGCGAGAUGCGCUCCAAGCUCGAUGGCUGGGAGGAGGAAGUGGGCGGAUUGAGGGAGAAGCUCCACUUCAAGGACGAGGAGAUGAUGAGGCUGUCGCACGAGAACUCGGAGCUAGAGAAGAAGACGCUGCUGCAGAACCAGGAGCUGGACAGACUUCGGCACUGUGAGAUGGGCCAGCAGACUAGCAAUGUGCUGCAGAUCGAGGUGCAGCGCCAGCGCGAGAAGAUCUCUCAUCUGGAGGCGACUGUAAGGCAAUUGAAGGAGGAGCGGAGUCCAGAAGAGCCAGUGGAGCGGGAAGAGGUUGAUGCGGUGGUUGAGAAGGUGGUAGAGCCUCUGGAGAAUGGUGUGGUGGAGGUGGUGGACGUGCUGCCCACGGAAGAAGCCAUGCACAGACUGGAGGAGCGCUUCCGACGCACAAUGAACGACAUUGCGGACUUGACGGAGGAGAAGCAGCGCCUGGAGCACCUUGUGACGCAGUUGCAGGGUGAGACAGAGACGAUCGGUGAGUAUGUGACACUGUACCAGACCCAGAGGCAGUUGCUGAAGCAGCGAGAGAUCGAGAAGGACGUCCAGGUGCAGCGGAUUGCGGCGGAUCGCGAGGAGAUGAAGCAGAAGCUUAUGGAGCUCAAUGGCUUGGUGGAGUUGCUGUUGCGACAGAAGAAUAUAGACAUUCCCGCAGAGGUGAAGGGGGCGCUGAAUGGUGAUUCCCUGGCCACGGAUGAGGAGGAGAGGGAGAAGAGUUCCGAUGAUGGGCAGGAAGUGCCGAAAGUGCCACAGAUAACCAGUGAGGCAGAGUCAGGAGAGACAGCGGAGAGGAUUCUCUCCCUCCUGUCAGAGAUAAAGACCAACAAUCUGAACACCAGCAACCUCGUGGUGCCUCCGGGAGUUGUCCAUCAUUGCUCCUGCUGUUCCGGGAAGCUGAUAACUGUGUAGAAGGAUCGCCCAGACGCGCCUCGAUUAUUUAUUCGCUUAAAGCAAGUCAUUGUGUUGCGUAGGGUACCCAAAAUAAACGUGCUGUAUUUUUUAUCGCGAA
This is a messenger RNA of Phlebotomus argentipes, 2682 nucleotides long. Its product is annotated as golgin subfamily A member 2. Lineage: Eukaryota; Metazoa; Arthropoda; Insecta; Diptera; Psychodidae. Gene Ontology annotation, cellular component: Golgi cisterna membrane; cis-Golgi network; Golgi apparatus. Gene Ontology annotation, biological process: Golgi organization. The record is from RefSeq and is a predicted model, not a curated record. Bases 90 to 2582 code for a protein of 830 amino acids. The transcript is spliced from 3 exons.